AUGCUCGACGGUAACGGAAUGGCGACGGACCAUCUGUACGCCAACAUGACGUUCAUCUUCUCUAUCCGCAACCCCAACACGCGGUUCAAUACGUGGUUCGACGGCGGCGAUCUCUCCAUCAGCUAUCACAACAUGGCGAAUAUCAUGAAGACAACGCUGCCGACCUUCCAGCAGGAGCAACUCGAGUGGUCCAGUUUCAACCGCUCGCUCUCAACCAUGGCGUUUCCGCUCUACGCGGGGGGGACGUUCAUGCGCGCGGACAUGGCGGAGCAGUUCGUCCCGCUGAAGCUGAACGCGACGCUCAACAGCCACGUGGACGUGCUGUGGAAGAUCAUCCAACCGAAAUACGCUCAGCUGCUGGAGUGUGUGGUUCACAUUAACCCCGCGUCUCUACAGUACAUUAACGAUACGUGCACGCUUACAAUGCUUAACAAGAAAUUGUAG
This is a messenger RNA of Closterium sp. Naga37s-1, 444 nucleotides long. Lineage: Eukaryota; Viridiplantae; Streptophyta; Zygnematophyceae; Desmidiales; Closteriaceae. The record is from the annotation of a GenBank genome assembly.